GUAGCGACACAGCCGAGCCCCAGCCACAAGUGCAAAGGGCUUCGAACGCAUACAUGCCGCGAACACCCUAACUGGCUUUCUUUCUCUUUCCAGCGCCAUCUGCCAUUGUCUCGCUGAGCGGUGGCGGUGAUGGACGUGAGAGCGUACAGAGCAGCGCACUCCACUGCGCGCGCCACCGAUCGCCCAGCAAGCCCGCCGCGAUCGGAGCGAGCAACGAGCUCGCGAUCGUCGCCGCCUCACCGCAGCGCCAGCAAGAGGCAAGAAGCGAGAGGCAAAAAGCCGAUCGCCGCGGCUCUGCUCCGCGCGCACGGAGUGGCGUCGGCGUUGGCGCGGGAGGCGGGGCGCGGCAGUGCGGCUGUCGGUGAGCAGCGGGCAGCAAGGCAGCACCAGCAGCGCAGAGCGACGACAAGCCGAAGCUUACUUACCGCGUACCUACGCGUGCUACGCAGACCACAGCCAGCAGCAGCAGCAGCAGCAGCAGUAGUAGUGCUUCUACCGCACCCGCACCCGCUCACGAGGCCAAGACCAUGUGCGCAAGCGAUAACUAUGUUCACGCCUCGAGACGUCGCGCGCCAGGAUAAGCUUAACCCCGCGUCUCACGACGUAUGCAGCAGCAUGACAUUGACAGGCAGCAUGAUCGCAUACUUAGUUACGUCGUACGUAUUGGCAAGGCGACGGCGUGCCUUGGCGCAGCACCCAUGCAGCGUGCAGCGGGAGCGGCGCAGUUAGCUUCGCCCUCCGCAUUUUGCAGUCUGUAACUACAUCCAUGGCUCGGUACGUACCGUACGUA
Aplosporella prunicola CBS 121167 is the source of this 790-nucleotide messenger RNA. RefSeq lists its product as uncharacterized. Lineage: Eukaryota; Fungi; Ascomycota; Dothideomycetes; Botryosphaeriales; Aplosporellaceae. The transcript has a single exon. Bases 130 to 729 code for a protein of 199 amino acids. The record is from RefSeq and is a predicted model, not a curated record.